AAGAAAUAAGAGAGGUGUGGGAGAAGAAUUGAGCAAGUGAAGUAGAAGUGUUGGUUAUUAAAUCAGACACGCAGAUAAUCUACCAUGGCGAUAUCAAAACCUGUCGUUGCCCUUUUCUUCUCUCUCUGUGUCUUCCUUCCUUUGAUUUCAGCAGCGUCCACAGACGUCAAGUAUUGCAGCGAGACAAACUAUGCCAUGAAGGUGACCGGAGCUGAUAUAACACCUUUUCCGGUGAAGAGAGGCGACAACGUCACUUUCACUAUCACUGCUGCCACAGAUAACGGUAUACUUGGUGGAAAGCUAGUGAUAAAUGGCCUAUACUAUGGAAUUAACAUCUACGAUGAGACUUAUGACAUUUGUGCAAAGACAUCUUGUCCUAUCUCUACUGGUUAUUUCGUUUUAUCACACACUCAAAAUUUGCCACCGUAUUCGCCCACGGGUGAUUUCUCCCUUAAAAUGACAAUUCUAGAUGAAGAGGAUAAUGAGUUGACAUGUUUCGCCUUCGACUUCACAGUAUCGGCGUUGGCAUUGGACUAAUUGCAAAAUCCAUGAGAAUUCUCUCCAACAUUCUUGUGUAACAUGUCAUGGUCAUGCACUGAGUUGCAAGAAUAAAUAAAUUU
Messenger RNA from Ipomoea triloba (trilobed morning glory), 620 nucleotides. Its product is annotated as putative phosphatidylglycerol/phosphatidylinositol transfer protein DDB_G0278295. The transcript is spliced from 5 exons. The record is from RefSeq and is a predicted model, not a curated record. Bases 85 to 537 code for a protein of 150 amino acids. Gene Ontology annotation, molecular function: sterol binding. Gene Ontology annotation, biological process: sterol transport. NCBI's taxonomy places the organism in Eukaryota, Viridiplantae, Streptophyta, Magnoliopsida, Solanales, Convolvulaceae.